GUGAAACUGGUAUGGGCAAAUCCACCCUAAUGGACACACUCUUCAAUACCAGCUUUGAAUCCAAUCCAGCACCACACACAUUACCAUCUGUCAAGCUUAAGUCUCAUACAUAUGAACUUCAGGAAUCUAAUGUCAGGCUGAAGCUGACAAUCGUUGACACAGUUGGCUAUGGAGAUCAGAUAAAUAAAGAAGACAGCUUUACUGCUAUUGUUGACUACAUUGACAAACAGUUUGAUGAUUACCUUCAAGAAGAACUGAAGAUAAAACGUUGUCUCUCGGCCUAUCAUGAUGCAAGAAUCCAUGCCUGUUUGUACUUCAUCUGUCCAACUGGUCAUGGUCUGAAAAGUAUUGAUUUGGUGUGCAUGAAGAAAUUGGACUCAAAGGUGAAUGUGAUUCCAAUCAUUGCCAAGGCUGAUACCAUCUCCAAGGCCGAGCUGACUAAGUUUAAACAACGCAUCAUCCAAGAGAUAAAAGCCAACAAUAUCCAGAUUUACCAGUUCCCAACUGAUGAUGAUACCAUGGUCAAAGUGAAUGUUGAGAUGAACAGCCAGAUUCCCUUUGCUGUAGUUGGAAGUACAGAUUUUGUUCGUGUUGGCAACAAAAUGGUCAGAGCCCGCCAGUAUCCAUGGGGAACGGUUCAGGUUGAGAAUGAGAGCCAUUGUGAUUUUACAAAACUUAGAGAAAUGUUGAUCCGCACUAACAUGGAAGAUAUGCGGGAAGUGACUCAUAGUAAACACUAUGAACUUUAUCGGAAGAAAGUCCUUGAAACAAUGGGAUUCACUGAUGUGGGUCAGGACAAUCAGCCAGUAAGCUUCCAACAGACGUUUGAGCAGAAGCGUGUAGAGCAUCGAGAGGAGUUGCAGCGCAAAGAAGAUGAAAUGAGGCAAACAUUUGUACUCCGGGUUAAAGAGAAGGAAACUGAAUUAAAAGAAGUGGAGAAGGAGUUGUAUACAAAGUACGACCAGUUAAAGCGCGAACAUGCAGAUGAAAAGAAGAGGUAUGAGGACUCAAAGAAGCAGCUGGAAGAAGAGAAAGCUGAAUUCCAGAAAUACAAGCAGCAAGUUGCAUCACAGCAGCUUAGCCACCAUACACUUACACUUGGCAAAAGGAACAAGAAGUAAUAAAGCUUAAGCUUUGUGAGAAGACAGAUGAAGAAGGAAGGAAUUGCAGAUUUAUUUCAUAUGGUAUUUGUGGUAUAUAUGGCUUAGAAAAAAAGAAAAAGAAAGAAAAGUGUUUACAGUUUUUGUAUGCUGAGAGACAUUUUUAGAAUUGAUAUUUCAGCCAUUUAUUUAGGUAUUGUUAUUGGUUUUAGUGAAGAAAGAUUUAACAUUAUUAUAAAGUCAUCUAAGUAACAUGUACAAUUUGUAAUUAAUUUGAGAUGCAUUUUUUUAUCAGGCACAUUUAUAAAGUGAUAGUUAAUGCCUUGUCAUAAAAGCUGAUAGCCAGUUUGUUUACUUUAGCAAACCAGAAAAGGAGGAAAUGACCAAGAGUUAUGUUAUGUAUUCUAAAAAGUACAUAUAAUUUUUCUGUCAAGAAUGUUACCCUGUGGAAUGAAAAGUAAAAAAAGGCAUUUUUCUUUAUUUUAUUUUUUCUAUAUUCGUUAUAAGUUUUUUUUUUUUUUUUUCUUGGGAUUUUAUCCCAGGCACAUGGGAAAUAGAUUUUAGGAUUAAGUUCUUUGCUUUAUGCAACAUUUCCAGGAUCCUCUCUCUUCAGAGUGUGAAUUAAGUUCAACCUCAGAUGUUAUUUGACAUUGAAAUGCAUUACAAGCUUUAUUUCAGAUGUGCUUAAGAGAAGCAAAGGGUAAAACCAAUAUAUGGUCAUUGCCAAUGCAGAUUAUUUGCCUUAUGUCACUCCACAAUACAGAUAGAAGAGUAAUAAUAAUAAAAAAAAAAUCAGUAUUA
Penaeus monodon (black tiger shrimp) is the source of this 1901-nucleotide messenger RNA. RefSeq names its product septin-2-like (gene Septin2). Gene Ontology annotation, biological process: cytoskeleton-dependent cytokinesis. NCBI's taxonomy places the organism in Eukaryota, Metazoa, Arthropoda, Malacostraca, Decapoda, Penaeidae. Gene Ontology annotation, cellular component: septin ring; microtubule cytoskeleton; cell division site. The record is from RefSeq and is a predicted model, not a curated record. Gene Ontology annotation, molecular function: GTPase activity; GTP binding; molecular adaptor activity.